AUGAAGGGACCCAGACCGCUCACGAUCGUUAUAAAACUUGGAACAAGUUCAAUCGUGGAUGAGAAGACUCAUGAACCUCUUCUAUCCAUUUUAAGUCUUAUCGUUGAGACUGCAGUGAAACUUCACAAAGAUGGCCACAAAGUAAUCAUUGUCUCCUCUGGGGCCAUUGGUGUAGGUCUGAGGAGGAUGGAUAUUGAAAAGAAACCCAAGCACCUUCCAAGGAUUCAAGCGUUGGCGGCAAUUGGACAAUGUCGGCUUAUGAGUCUGUGGGAUAGCCUUUUCGGUCACCUUCAGCAACCCAUUGCUCAGAUAUUGCUCACGAGAAAUGAUAUCGCGGAUCGUACUCAAUAUCUUAAUGCUCAAAACACGUUUGCGGAGCUCCUAGAAAUGAGAGUAAUCCCUAUCGUAAAUGAGAAUGACACUCUCGCCGUGGCUGAAAUCAAAUUCGGAGACAACGACACAUUGUCUGCCAUCACAGCGGCAAUGGUACAUGCAGAUUAUCUAUUUCUCAUGACCGAUGUAGACUGUCUUUAUGACAAAAACCCAAGGACUCAUGCAGAUGCCCAGGCUAUUGAAGUGGUGGAAGAUAUCGCGGCAUUGCAAGCAGACGUAUCCACCGCAGGCUCAAGCCUAGGAACAGGUGGCAUGUCCACGAAAAUAGUUGCCGCACGCCUCGCCACUUCCGCAGGGGUGACAACAGUGAUAGCGCGCUCCUCAAAUCCGGGAAACAUCGCCAACAUAGUCCACUACCUCCAGUCUAUCAAAUCAUCCGUUUCAGCUUCGGAAACCUCCUCUCCACCCCCGGGAAAACUUAUAUCCUCAGAACCCAAAUUAUUCGACGAGCCACUCGCCCGCUCCACGAGCUCUCUUACCUUGGAAACAGUAUUAGCCCCACUACAUACUCGCUUCGUACCCUCAUCACACCCAAUCCGUGACCGCCACUUCUGGCUUCUCUAUGGUCUUACUCCACAUGGAACAGUAUAUAUCGAUAUCGGCGCACACCGCGCUCUCGUAAACAAAGCGGGCCUGUUCCCCGUAGGCGUCGUAGACGUCGAAGGUUCAUUUUCUCAACAAGAAGCCGUGCGUCUAGUGGUCGUCGACCGAUCCGCUAUACCAAGCGAUGGAACGCCCUUAGAGGGCAUAGGCGUCGAGGUUGGCAGGGCUUUGGUCAAUUACAGUGCGGCGGAGAUAAUGAGGAUCAAAGGAGUGAAAAGUGCGGAGAUCCAUGGCCUUCUAGGGUAUGCGGAUAGUGAAUAUGUUGCUUUACGGGAGAAUAUAAGCUGCUUUGAAAGGGAGAGUGGUACUGUUACGCCGAGUGUAGAAAGUUAG
Messenger RNA from Venustampulla echinocandica, 1329 nucleotides. RefSeq names its product Glutamate 5-kinase. Bases 1 to 1329 code for a protein of 442 amino acids. Gene Ontology annotation, molecular function: ATP binding; glutamate 5-kinase activity; RNA binding. NCBI's taxonomy places the organism in Eukaryota, Fungi, Ascomycota, Leotiomycetes, Helotiales, Pleuroascaceae. The transcript has 5 exons. The record is from RefSeq and is a predicted model, not a curated record. Gene Ontology annotation, cellular component: cytoplasm; cytosol.